Molecule: messenger RNA, 519 nt
Organism: Manduca sexta (tobacco hornworm)
Lineage: Eukaryota; Metazoa; Arthropoda; Insecta; Lepidoptera; Sphingidae
Exons: 4
Coding region: 102-416 (104 amino acids)
Source: RefSeq, a predicted model, not a curated record
GAAAUCAACGUACAAAUUUAUUACAGCUCCCUUUAAACGGUACAGUUUCGCAAGUUGAGUUUAUAUUUUAUUUGUAUAAACUAGUUCUGGGGCUAUUUUCAAUGGAAAUUUAUAUAAUGGCAGGCCGCUGCGUCGCAUGCUUAAUUCUAAUGAUCAUAAGUACAUCCUGUAAUCGUCAAAAAUAUCGAAAAGAAAUAACUAAGUAUCCACCCGACUCCCUGUUUUGGGUGACAGACUUCUUUGUUAACGGUUGCAAGAAUUUUUUGGAUAAAUGCCCGGCCGCUUACAAAACACAACACAUCUGCGCACAAGACUACGACGGUAACUACAGAGACUUCGCAAACUAUUGUUUUAUGCAAUAUGAGAAUUGCAACACAUGGCGAAAUUGGCGUGUAUUCAAAAGAGAGAGAUGUUAACUAUUGUGCGUCACUAACAACAGAAUCAGUUCAAAUGAUAGACAAUAUUGUUAUUAGGAAAUAUUUUGUUAUUAUUGAAAAUAUACUUUAAUACAAAGUGGUA